Molecule: messenger RNA, 1428 nt
Organism: Aspergillus tanneri
Lineage: Eukaryota; Fungi; Ascomycota; Eurotiomycetes; Eurotiales; Aspergillaceae
Product: UPF0183 domain protein
Exons: 3
Coding region: 1-1428 (475 amino acids)
Biological process (GO): Golgi to plasma membrane protein transport
Cellular component (GO): trans-Golgi network
Source: RefSeq, a predicted model, not a curated record
AUGCUGCUCGGUUCGCUGGGAGAUUUGGUCGCACGGGACGGAUUCGCAAUGGGCGCUCUCGUUGAAACCAACGGCGACUUUGAUGAUUUGUCUGCUACAGCAGAGCCUAACCUCCGUAUUGGCUGUCGUGUGGUCGUUCUCCUGCUAACUAUUUCUUCAGCCCUUGGUGCAUCUCUUCAUAAUGUCCUCGGUCGCGUCAAGUCGCACCCCCAGACGUACCCCGCAAUCGACAUAGCCUACUCCCCUUCGGACCCUAUACAUAAACCCGUGACGCUUCAACUUCCAUCGAAUGGUCUUCGUUUGCGCUUCGAUGGUCCAGAUCAAAGAUUACGUUUAAUCGAAGUCCUUGACUUUUCCAAAAUCACUCUCGUCUACAAGAGUCAAGAAGUGAUGAAAGGUGUCAAGCCGCAGGAACAACCUGUUUCGCAACAAGGACCCAGUUUUCGACAAGUCUAUAAUCGCCUCUUUGGCCCUUCUUACCCAGGCGAAUAUCUUCCUCCAAGUAAUCAGUCGCCGUAUGCGCUAGUGGGGAAGACCCGAGAAGCCGUCCCAGAUGAGGUGGAAGAGUUCAUUAUAUUAGGUGCAGGCAAACUUGAGGUGGUCCGAAGGUCGAUGCCUCCCACCUACAUCAACUUGUCCGAAACCACACCGCAGGACUUGAUUGCUGAUUUUGGCCCGCCUGAUGCCAUAUAUCGUAAAAAUGAUCGAAGAAUCGCCAUCCACCGCACCGCUGCCGGAUAUAAUGUCAAUGAUCCCCUCCACAUGAGCCCAUCUCCUGGGAGAGGGAUCGAUGUGACUGACACCGAUCAAUCUUCAAAUAACAGUACCACUGACGACUCUGAUGAAGAGUUUUCCCAGACCUAUAAUCAGGACCCUCUAUCACUGCCCACGGAAUGUUUUUUCAACUAUUUCCACCAUGGCUUUGAUGCUUUCAUUUCAUAUCCUACUACACCUGGGCCUGCAUUCCCCGGCUCCAUCCUAGCAGAUCCGUCGCCUCCUUCUCCCUCAUCAAAGUUGGUGGUGACCAAGAUCAUUUUGCAUGGCAACGUGCCGGGAUCAUACCCUUUCAACCGCCACCGGCGCAGUCGUUGGAAGGUCAACCUAGAUCCAUCGGGCGACUCUGUCACGUCCGAGACCCGUUAUGACGAAAUUUCUAAACGACUGCGAAACGUUUGGAAGGGAUCAUAUACGAGCGCUGCGGAGGAGAGAGCUUUGCAGAGGCCUAUGGUGUUAAAUCGAGGUUGGGGCGACAGUCCUGAGAGUAGUGUUGAGUUCCUUGGCGGAUGGGAAGAAAGCACUGGUAAAGGUCCGAGGGCAGGACAUGAUAGCCAUGAUGGUGGUCUCGGUAACACUGAAUUGUUUGGAUUCCCCGGUCUUCUAUUCGAGGUUUUGAAGAAUGGUGCUGUGAGCUGUUUAACAAUAUAUUGA